AUGAGCGCGUCCUAUCUUAGCACAAGCUGUCGGCGCAGCGUGCUAACCUCCAGGUCAAGCAAUGUGUACAGAAGAUUGUACACUCGUCCCUCAUUCGCGCCGAAACCCGUGCUCGACCUGAAGCACAUUCGCAAUGCACCAGGACUGUACGAGCAGAACAGCAUCGAUCGGAACUAUGCGCCUGUCGCGGGGAAUGGAUGGCGAAUACUGGAGCUCCACGAGAAGCUUGUGGCAGCGCAAAGAGAGGUGGUGAAGCUUCGUCAGAGGAGCAAUGAUAUUGGAAAGGAGAUGGGCCGACAUGCAGCGAAAGGCAGUGCAGAGGUCGCCGGAGCUGAGAGCAAAAGUGCGUUGCUAGAAGAGGCGAAAAGCUUGAAGGCUCGGCUGGCGAAAUACGAUGUAGAGGAUAAGGAGAUGCAAGAAGAGAUGGAGCGUUUGGCAUUGGAGCUUCCGAACUUGAGCUCGUUGCAUACACCUGUGGGAGAAGAGCCGUCAGUGGUCGAUGUCAUCAACGAGCGUCCCGAAGGUCUAACGACCAAAAGCCAUGUAGACAUUGGUAAGGAGCUGGACAUUCUCGACUUCGAAGCCAGCUCUAUCACAAGUGGUUGGGGGUGGUACUUUCUCAAGCAUGAAGGCUCUCUGCUCGAACAAGCAUUGAUUCAGUACGCUCUAUCGGUCGCCAUGAAACGAGGCUGGAACGUCAUGACGCCUCCAUCAUUGGUAUACUCUCAUAUCGCCAGCGCCUGUGGGUUCAUGCCUAGGGACCAGAACGGCGAAACGCAAAUCUACAACAUAGCGCAGCACGAACAUGAGAAGAGUGGAGAAAAGCCAUCACUGGUCCUGACAGGAACGGCCGAGAUCCCUUUCGCUGGAACGCAGGUCAAUAAGACGCUCGAUAGCAGAGACCUGCCUUUGAAAGUCAUUGGACCGUCUAGGUGCUACCGCGCAGAGGCCGGCGCCAGAGGAGUCGACACGAAAGGCCUCUACCGCGUGCACGAAUUCACCAAAGUCGAAAUGUUUGCAUGGUCAGCACCGAGCACAGACCCGGAAGGAGAUCGCUUCGGCGGUUCAGCAUCAAGCGGGUCUCAAACAGACAAAGUGUUCGAAGAGAUGAUAGACAUACAGCGAGAGAUCCUGACCUCUCUCGGUCUGCACGCGAAAGUCCUCGAAAUGCCCACCGCCGACCUCGGAGCGAGUGCCACAAGAAAAAUUGAUAUCGAGGCAUUCUUUCCCUCCCGUGGGGCCAUCAACUCUGGCUACGGCGAGGUGACAUCCGCGUCAAUCUGCACAGACUACCAAGCACGCCGCCUGGGUACUCGUCUCAAACAAGCAGGCGCCGGAAAACUUGGAUGGCCACACACCCUCAAUGGCACCGCUAUGGCCAUUCCUCGAGUCCUGGCGUGCAUACUGGAGAACCACUGGGACGACGCAACGAAUGUCCUGCGGGUGCCCGAGGUGCUCAGGCAAUACAUGCCUGGCAAUAUCGCUACCAUCGAACGCAAGUCAUCAGCGAAGCGGAAAUGA
Messenger RNA from Zymoseptoria tritici IPO323, 1521 nucleotides. RefSeq lists its product as uncharacterized. The coding region runs from base 1 to 1521 and encodes 506 amino acids. Gene Ontology annotation, cellular component: mitochondrion. NCBI's taxonomy places the organism in Eukaryota, Fungi, Ascomycota, Dothideomycetes, Mycosphaerellales, Mycosphaerellaceae. The record is from RefSeq and is a predicted model, not a curated record. Gene Ontology annotation, biological process: mitochondrial seryl-tRNA aminoacylation. Gene Ontology annotation, molecular function: ATP binding; serine-tRNA ligase activity; tRNA binding. The transcript has a single exon.